UAUGUCAUUCAGAGCCCCACCUACUGUCAGUUUACAUGUGAAAGCUACUACAACACAAAUGCGCGGAGGAUUCUGUGUAAUGUUGGAAACUUAAAAAAAACUUUACUUCCAGCACCACUGGUCCCAUCCAUUAUCCCUGGAUAUUUUCCCUGUAUCCGUAUCUGUCGAUUAUCUCUGGACACCCGGCUAUGAACAAAAAACCGAACUUUUUCAAAAACGCAAUCUCUCCGGAUAAAGAGCCAAGUUAUCCAAUCAUGUAUGGUGCUACAACACCCCCUAGUGUGCAGGUACCAAUUGGUUUUGAACAGCUUUCAGAACAACAACCGGGCAAAGAACAGCAAAAUGGUCGCAACACGGAACCAACUUCCAACGACGACUCCGAAGAGCAUCGUGAUGCUAAAAUUGAUGUAAAUUCUGAGAUUUUUCAACCCAACAGUGUUGUAUUCUCUUUGUCUGAGACACAGAAGCUAAUAACGGAACAAAAAUUACCUCGAAAGAAAAAGAAGCCACUCAACAGCCUGUUUUUUGACGACCAAACACGCCGAAUUGAUUUUGUGUUGGCUUUCAAUAAAGAGUAUGAUGAUGGCAAGAAUGAGACCCGAAGACAUCAGUUCGAAAACAGCUUGGAAAAGUUUGGACUGGAAUUGGAAUACGCACAGAAGGCCUUCAAGAAGAAAGUCAUCCAUUUUGUCAAGAUCCAUGCCCCUUGGGAUGUUCUUUGUGUUUACGCAGAGUUUUUACAUAUGAAGAUGCCUUUAGCGAAAAACGACAUCAACGUUCCAGAAAGUUGCUUUGACAAACUCUACUCACCAUUUAAGUUGGAUUCUGAUAUUGUGAAAGAAGAAGAUAACUAUUUCACGGCACCGUUUAGUCAGGAGAGAUUAAAACACAAUCCGUAUGUCAUUCAAAACACGGAAGAAUUUUUCACUUCUGCCGAAAGAAGUCGCAUUGUUAAUGAAAUUCUAUCAAGAGCAACUUUUGAGGGAGAAGGCAGAAUACGAAAAUAUGGCAUCAAAAGGUUACUAGGAAAUGCCUACAUAGCAGCUUAUCCACUCCACGAGGGGCCAUAUUACUAUGAGGACUCAAUAUAUGCAACCGGACCAAGAAACCCUCGACAUUUACUCUAUGAAAUGUGGGCCAGACCAAAAAUGUGGUACAAAAAGCAACCAUUGGAUGCGAUCAGAAGCUAUUUUGGAGAAAAAAUAGGAAUAUACUUUGCAUGGCUGGCGUUCUACACGCAGAUGUUGAUUCCAGCAGGCUUUGUCGGUGUUGUGGUGUUCAUCUAUGGUCUGGCAACAAUGAUGAAGGAUAUUCCAAGUUCUGAUAUCUGCAGCUUUGAUAAAUCUGGUAACCUCACCAUGUGUCCCCUCUGUGAUGAAUUGUGCCGAUACUGGAAAUUAGAGACAGUCUGCUACUAUGCUCGGACGUCGUAUCUUAUCGAUAACCCGGCAACCGUGUUUUUUGCGGCGUUUAUGUCAGUAUGGUCAAUGUUUUUCAUUGAGCUGUGGAAACGUCAACAGAAUGAAAUUGGUUAUGACUGGGAUAUUUCGAAUUUUGAGGAAGAGGAGGAAACUGUUCGCCCAGAAUUUGAAUCUACGGUUACAACCACUCGGGAAAACCCUGUCACCGAGACAGAAGAACCCUAUGUUCCUUCCUGCUUGAAGAUCUUUAAUUAUACAACAUCCAUUGUGGUCAUUCUGUUAAUGUUAUGCCUUGUGGUUGGCGCUGUUGUUGGUGUCAUUGUUUACCGUAUUGUCAUAAUUGCGGUGUUUGCCAAGCAAGAACACAUCAAGGAACAAGCCUCCAUCGUCACAUCUGUGUCGGCAUCGUUAAUUAACUUGGUCGUCAUUCUUCUUCUGAAUAUGCUUUACACCAAACUCGCUUACUGUUUAACUGAACUAGAGAAGCACAGGACUCAGACAGAAUGGGAAGAUGGAUUCACCCUUAAAAUGUUCCUUUUCCAAUUUGUUAACUAUUAUUCUUCCAUAUUCUACAUCGCAUUUUUUAAAGGAAGAAUCGUUGGGUCACCAAACAACUACAUCUAUCUUAACAAUGAAAGGCUCGAAGAGUGCAAUCCAUCUGGCUGUCUUGUUGAGUUAUGUAUUCAACUAGGAGUGGUCAUGGUAGGAAAACAAGCUUUCAACAAUUUCGUGGAACUGCUUUUGCCGAAGCUACAAAACUGGUGUAAAGUCCAUUACAACCGCGUCAAAGAUGUGGAGGAAGGUGAUGACGACGACGACGACGACGACAUCGACGACAAGGAAUCGACGAAACGAUGGGAAGUGGACUUUCUGAUGACAGAGGCGAAUCAACUGGGAAUGUUCUACGAAUACCUGGAAAUGGUGAUACAGUUUGGUUUUGUGUCCAUUUUCGUGGCAGCAUUCCCGUUGGCUCCGGUCUUUGCUCUGCUAAACAACAUUCUCGAAGUUCGUCUUGAUGCCUACAAAUACGUCACCCAGUUCCGUCGACCAUUAGCAUCGAGAGCUCAAGACAUUGGUAUUUGGUUUGGAAUUCUGAAAGGAAUUUGUAUAAUAUCAGUCAUCACAAACGCAUUAAUCAUAGCCUUCACAUCUGACUUCAUCCCCAAGAUGUUGUACAAGCACGUGAUAAGCCCCAACCACACCCUUGAGGGUUAUGUGGAAUUCAGUUUGUCUUACUUCAACGUAACCGACUUCCAACCACGAAGCAAACCAACUUUUGAGUCAAACGUCACAGAAUGUCGAUACAAAGAUUUCCGAUAUCCACCUGAUUCUCCGGACAAGUAUAAACACACUUCCACCUACUGGCACAUCCUUACGAUUCGUUUGGCCUUCGUUAUAAUAUUCCAGAAUGUGGUCAUGCUAUUAUCUUGGCUCGUAGCAGCCUUGAUUCCUGACGUACCGUACAUUGUGAAAAUCCAAAUGUUGAGAGAGAGCUACUUGACGAAACAAGCUCUCUUGAAAUUCCAGGAUGAGAAGAGAGAGAAGCGCCGAACUGGUUCCAUUGGUUUGAAAGAAGAAUGAAAGUAAAAUAUGGAAGAUGUUGCUGAGAUUUCUUUGAGUUUUCAAUGCAAAAACCGAAACUGUUUACUUGAAAG
Molecule: messenger RNA, 3076 nt
Organism: Octopus sinensis (East Asian common octopus)
Lineage: Eukaryota; Metazoa; Mollusca; Cephalopoda; Octopoda; Octopodidae
Product: anoctamin-4
Exons: 28
Coding region: 189-3002 (937 amino acids)
Biological process (GO): chloride transmembrane transport
Cellular component (GO): plasma membrane
Molecular function (GO): chloride channel activity; protein dimerization activity
Source: RefSeq, a predicted model, not a curated record